This is a messenger RNA of Carassius auratus (goldfish), 2751 nucleotides long. RefSeq names its product VPS10 domain-containing receptor SorCS3-like. The annotation marks the transcript as partial. The record is from RefSeq and is a predicted model, not a curated record. Lineage: Eukaryota; Metazoa; Chordata; Actinopteri; Cypriniformes; Cyprinidae. The transcript has 23 exons. Gene Ontology annotation, cellular component: membrane.
CUGUAUAGUUCAUUUGACUUUGGCCGAAAGUGGCAGCUGGUUCACGAGCGAGUGACUCCGAACCGCUUCUACUGGUCAGUAACCGGUCUGGACAAGGAGUUAGAUCUGGUGCACAUGGAGGCCCACACUCCUGAUGGCCAUUGUCAGUAUGUGACAUGCAGAGCUCAGGCCUGUUCCGAAUCCAGUAGGACAUAUCCAUUUUCUGGUUAUAUUGAGACCAACUCACUUGUGGUUCAAGAUGAAUAUGUGUUUGUUCAGGUGACGAACACUGGCAGAGCAAGCUACUAUGUGUCCUAUCAAAGAGAACCUUUUGUACGCAUUAAAAUCCCCAAAUACUCCCUGCCCAAGGACAUGCAUAUUGUGAGCACAGAUCAAGGUCAGGUUUUCACUGCUGUCCAGGAGUGGAACCAGAACGAUACCUACAACCUGUACAUAUCUGACACGCGUGGAAUAUACUUCACUUUGGCCCUGGAGAACGUCAGGACCAGCCGUGGGCUCGGAGGCAACAGCAUGAUCGACCUUUACGAGGUAGCAGGGAUUGAAGGUAUGCUCAUUGCUAAUAGGAAGGUGGAGAACCAGGUGAAGACGUACAUUACUUACAACAAGGGCCGGGACUGGAGGCUUUUGCAGGCGCCCACUACUGACCUGGCAGGAAAUCCCAUUCAUUGUGUGCUGCCGUUUUGCUCGCUGCACCUACAACUGCAGAUGUCAGAGAACCCGUACCUCUCAGGCUCCAUUUCCACCAAGAGCUCGGUGCCGGGAGUCAUCGUGGCUACAGGAAAUAUUGGGUCGGAGCUGUCUUACAAUAAUGUGGCGAUGUUCAUUUCAUCAGAUGCAGGCAAUAACUGGAGACAGAUUUUUGAAGAAGAGCACAACGUGUGGUUUUUGGACAAAGGUGGAGCUUUGGUUGCCGUGAAGCAGCCCACUGUGCCCACUAGACAUCUUUGGAUCAGUUUUGAUGAAGGUCGUCAGUGGACGCGUCACAGUUUCUCAGCCAUGCCGCUCUUCGUGGACGGUGUUCUGGUGGAGGCAGGUGCAGAAAAUCAGAUCAUGACGUUUUUUGGACACUUCAGUCAUCGUUCUGAAUGGCAGCUUAUCAAAAUUGACUACAAGCCCAUAUUCACCAGAAGGUGCACAGAGGGAGACUACCAAACCUGGCACCUGCAUAACCAGGGUGAGCCAUGCAUAAUGGGUCAAAAGCAGAUCUACAUGAAGCGUCGUCCAGGAAACUAUUGCAUGGUUGGAUGGGACAACUCCAGGAUCCUGUCUGCAGAACCCUGUAUUUGCAGAGCACAUGACUUUGAAUGUGAUUAUGGUUUUGAGAGAAGAGGGGAUGGAAACUGUUUGCCUGCAUUUUGGUUCAACCCUUCCACACUGUCUCGAAGCUGCAGCCAAGGGCAAAACUACCUCAACAGCACAGGAUAUCGUAAAGUGGUUGCGAAUAACUGCACAAAAGGAGUGAAGGAGAUGUACACAGCCAGGAAACAGCAGUGUCCGAAUCGCCCCCCUCGAGGUUUAGUCCUGACAACACAUGAUGACAAACUCACAGCCAACAUGGGCAGCAAUGUGACCUUCCUGGUGCAGUUAGAAGAGGGUGACUCUAUGAGGACAAACAUUCAGCUGGACUUUGGGGAUGGUACAGCCGUGUCCUACUCCAACCUGAGCUGGACAAAAGAGGGCAUCCGGCACAUGUACCGCAGCGCAGGCAUCUUCAGAGUAACAGCGCUGGCGGAGAACAGCCUCGGGCUCGACACCUCAUCCCUCCACCUGCAUGUGACAUGCCCUGUGGAGCAUAUUCAGCUGCUGGCUCCAUAUGUGGUCAUUAAGAAUAAGGAGGUGAACCUGACGGCAGUGGUCUGGCCUUCUAAUUUCAGAACGCUUACCUAUUUCUGGUGGCUGGGGAACAACACAGAGCCCAUAAUUACACUGGACAGCAGUAUUUCCCACACGUUCAGCACCGAGGGCAUGGUCACCGUCACUGUUCAGGUCUUGUCAGGAGACUCUAUACUACAGGACACCAGAAGCAUCGCCAUACAAGAAUUCUUCAAAUCGCUUCUUUUGUCUUUCUCUCCUAAUCUGGACGAGGCUAACCCCGACAUCCCGGAGUGGAGACAGGAUGUGGGUCGGGUAAUUCAGAAGGCAGUUCUCCAGGUCGCUGACAUUCCGGAAGAACAGUUGCUGGUGGCCGUGUUUCCUGGCAUUCCGACUGCGGCCGAACUCUUCCUGCUUCCUCCCAGGAACCAAUCGGAUGGCAGGAAAAGGACAGAGGAGGAUCUGGAGCAGAUCUCAGAAAUCUUGGUCAACGCAUUGAAUCAGAUCUCUGUGGAGUUCGAGUUGAAACCUGGCUCCCGGGUCAUCGUUUACACCACACAAUUAACUUUAGCUCCACUGGUUGACUCCAUCCCGAGACACAGCAGUUCUGCUAUGCUGAUGCUUCUGUCUGUGGUGUUUUUGGGUUUAGCUGUAUUUCUCAUCUACAAAUUUAAGAGAAAAAUCCCUUGGAUUAACAUUUAUGCGGAGGUGAACCAUGAGAAAGAGCAGGAGAUGAUCAGUACGGUGGGCCAGAAUGACGCCACACCAAAAAUCACCCUGAGUGAGUUCUCCACCCAGAAAGAGCUGAUGGAGAAAGAGCUGGAGGCCCGUGCCAAACGCGGUGUGAUCAACACCUGCGAAAGCACAAGGGAGAUCCCCAACUGCACGAGCGUCUGAAAACGUCAAGAAAGAAGGCGGAGGCGUAUUGUAAUAAUGUGU